AAUGAGGACUUUUAAUUUAAGACUGGGGCGUCAAUGGAUGUAUUCCACACUGACGCAAACCACGCAAAGACGUUGUUGCAAGACAAUCAGGUUGCGCCAUUUUAAAAAUUAAAGCAGGGGGGGUGAAUUUAUUUUGCUAGCCUAUCUAGCCUAGCUCGUGUAGCUGUAGUUGCGCUUGACAGCUACUGAGUUAGGUGAUCUGGAGAUCUGAAGAGUAGAGUAACUUACUCAGUAAAGUUUAAAAAGGGUCUCGGAAGAGCCACAUUUCAGUGCAAUAUUUUGCACUGCAUUCUUGCAGUUAAGACUACUGUAUUGUACUAACUAGACCGGCUAGGGGUAGUGGGUGGAAACCUGGGCCCAACUUAGUCUACGACACGAAAUCCCUCUCUCACCAUGGCAGGAGCCGGUGGAGGCAAUGAUGUGCAGUGGUGCUUCUCUCAAGUGAAAGGAGCAAUCGAUGACGAUGUCGCAGAAGCUGAUGUCAUAUCCACCGUUGAAUUCAACCACUCUGGGGAUCUACUGGCCACCGGAGACAAGGGGGGCCGCGUUGUCAUCUUUCAGCAGGAGACGGAGAGCAAGAACCAACCACAAUGCAGGGGAGAAUACAAUGUUUACAGCACCUUCCAGAGCCACGAACCAGAGUUUGACUACCUGAAGAGCCUUGAGAUCGAAGAGAAGAUCAACAAGAUCAGAUGGCUACCUCAGAAGAACGCUUCUCAGUUCCUGUUAUCCACGAAUGAUAAGACUAUAAAAUUGUGGAAAAUAAGUGAGCGAGACAAAAGACCAGAGGGCUACAACUUAAAAGAGGAAGAUGGACGCUACAAAGAUCCUACCACUGUCACAACACUACGGGUGCCUGUGUUCCAGCCAAUGGACCUGAUGGUGGAGGCGAGCCCCAGGCGAGUGUUUGCCAACGCCCACACCUACCACGUCAACUCCAUAUCCGUCAACAGCGACUUCGAGACGUACCUGUCCGCGGACGACCUGCGCAUCAACCUCUGGAACUUGGAGAUCACCGAUCGCAGCUUUAACAUUGUGGACAUCAAGCCGACCAACAUGGAAGAGCUGAUUGAGGUGAUCACGGCAGCAGAGUUCCACCCCAACCAGUGCAACACCUUCGUGUACAGCAGCAGCAAAGGCACCAUCCGUCUGUGCGACAUGAGGGCCGCGGCACUCUGUGACCAGCACUCCAAACUGUUUGAGGAGCCUGAAGACCCAAGCAGCCGUUCGUUUUUCUCGGAAAUCAUCUCUUCCAUCUCCGACGUCAAGUUCAGUCACAGCGGGCGCUACAUGAUGACCCGGGACUACCUGUCCGUCAAAAUCUGGGACCUCAACAUGGAGACUCGCCCCGUAGAGACGUAUCAGGUCCAUGAAUACCUCAGGAGUAAACUGUGUUCUCUCUAUGAAAAUGACUGCAUCUUUGACAAGUUUGAGUGCUGCUGGAAUGGUAACGACAGCGUCGUGAUGACUGGAUCUUACAACAACUUCUUCCGGAUGUUCGAUCGCGGUUACCGACAAGACGUGACGCUGGAGGCCUGUCGGGAGGGCAGCAAGCCUCGCUCGGUGCUCAAGCCCAGGAAGGUGUGCACGGGCGGGAAGCGCAAGAAGGACGAGAUCAGUGUGGACAGCUUGGACUUUAACCAGAAGAUCCUGCACACAGCCUGGCACCCCCAGGACAACAUCAUCGCCGUGGCCACCACCAACAACCUUUAUAUAUUUGAGGACAAGCUGAACUAGUGUCCAGUGACCCCCUCCCAAACACGUCUUAUCCCUGAUCCCACUUAAGCGUUGCUCUUCCGAUCCCCUAAGUCUACUUCUGGAGAAGGACUCGUUUCUGGUUGUCCGCUCUUCCCCGGCCACCGUGCAACUGUUUUCCACUACAUCCCAAAAGGGAACACUGUCUCUUUAGUCAUUUUGUUUUUGUUUUUUUUUCUCUGUUCAUUCAUUGCCCGGUUUCAAUGCCAUUACGACAUUAUUUGUUUGUAUGCAAGCAUGUUUUAUGUCGUUCAAAAUAGGGUGGGAUUUCUACUAAAUCUCAUUUCUCCAUCUUCCACAAAGAUGCCAUUCUGCUCGGGUGAAAGUUUGCUACAACCACAGCGAGCUGUCGACUCCUUAUUUACCCCAGGCGUUUGUUAGGUUGCCAAGUUGCCUCCCCCCCCACACACACUCAAAUAAAGUUACACACUUGCCAUUGAUAUAGACUCUCACACACACACACACAAAGCUGAGCACUACUAUGUAUCUGAUACCAGGAGUUUAUACAGUGUGCAGACAAGGGGUAACACCAGUAAGCACAGAGUCACUCUCCAGUGACUGAUUCAAGCCAUCCAAUCUUAAUGUAGGCUGGUUGUGUGCAAACAACCAGCUCUCAGUCUCGUACCCCGUGCCACCAUGUGAAGCUCAGCACAAGCGCUGGUGCCCAGCUGUGAAAGGCUACGUCCAGGCCACUGAUGUGCCUGGUCGGUCUCGUUUUAACGGUUUUUAAGGAUACUCAACUAAAUGUUGUGUUUUGAUUUUCCCCCUCCUCUGAAUCAGGUUUGGGUUUGUAUGAAUUUUUUUGUGUUUUUUUUUGUACUGCACUUAACACAAAAAAUAAUUACUUGUAUUUGGUUUAUUUUUGUAUGAAUUAAAAUGGGAAUUCUGCUAACGUUAGAUGUCCAGUCUACUGUUAGUGUAGUCUGAUCACUGUAGUUUGUUUUAUCUGUUGGUCUGGGGCAGAGUUAUACACUCAGGGUAUUAUUGGGAUUGGUAGGAGAUGUUGCUUGAAUGUGAGCACUGUGUUCUGGCGGGCAGAUAAUGGUGGGCUGAUGCAUACUUAUAUACCACUAUCCAUGUAUGUGAUGUUCAAAAAGAGUGUUCUCAGGUUACCAUGCUUCUAGUCUUAGGAGCAGAGGUUGCAUUCUGUCUGAGCACAUCAAGAUACGAUUCUGUAUUUCAGUUACUCUAAAUUGAUCAUCAGCGAUUUGGAAAUUCUAAAUGAACUUGAAACUAAGCUGAGUUGUGUGACUUUCUGCUGGUUAGCUUCCGGGGUGGCCCUUCCCUAUAGUUGCGUUAGUGGAACACUGGAACCGCCAUAAAGAAUCAAGUCACAUGGUUUCCAUUGUGUGGUCAAAGUCGGAAAGCUAUUCUCCUUUGCCUCAAUUUAGUCAUAAAAUCAAAAGGUGUCCGGGCUAUGUACUGAUUUGGUUGGACAAAUCUUUGCUCAAAUAUGGAAAAUACAGUGUGGGGAGAAGUGUCAAGACAAAACGGGACUACGUUGUUUUUGCAUACAUCAUUAGGUUGAGUCACUCGCUCUGUCAAGUUUCAGGGCUUAAGGAGAGAGUAUUUCAAACUGGCAUUACCUGCACUUGUACUGUAUUAGUUUCCAGUGGCAUUCUUUUAAUUGCAUUUUGGAUUAUGUGGGUAGAUUUAUUUUGGUCCGUACCACAUAUGUUAUUUAUGUUGACACUUGAAUGACAAGGCACUCUUUUUUGAGCCACUGUAUCCUUGUUAUUUAAGUUCAGGAUUGUUUACAAUUUGUUGCCAAUUGUAAAUAAUUCAUAAUCUCUUACUAGCAAUGCCACCGGUGCAUGUCAUAGCUGUGGAUGUUAUUGUAAGUUAUGGCACUGUCCUGUCAUUGUCACGUUGUUUCGAGGACAUUUUCUGUUGUGACAAGAGGAGCAAAGUUUGUAAUAUAUAUGUUUACCAGACUCAACCUAUUCCACCAUCACACUCAAAUCACAGUAAAUAACAAACGACAGUUCAACUUUAAUUUAGCUGACACUUAUCGACGGCCUACCAAUACUGUUAGUAUUUCCCACAUACACAGUCCUUUGCUCAUUUGUUGGUUAGAGACCACCAAAUGUAAAGACCCUUAUUGCCUUUCUCAUUGCAGUAUAGGAAAUAAGAUAAUCAAGUAUGUUUCUUAAACUGGCAGGCCAGGACGGGGUCGGCUCAGGGGAAUUUGACUUAUACGUGAGGGACAGAACACACUUUUUUUUAUUUUUGAGAUUUUUGGGGGAUUUGUAUGUUUUGUUAAUUUGUUUCAAGUGGCUUUUGAAUAAACAUUUUUGAGAAUA
Molecule: messenger RNA, 4058 nt
Organism: Hypomesus transpacificus
Lineage: Eukaryota; Metazoa; Chordata; Actinopteri; Osmeriformes; Osmeridae
Gene: ppp2r2aa
Product: protein phosphatase 2, regulatory subunit B, alpha a
Exons: 10
Coding region: 394-1737 (447 amino acids)
Biological process (GO): peptidyl-serine dephosphorylation
Cellular component (GO): protein phosphatase type 2A complex; cytosol
Molecular function (GO): protein phosphatase regulator activity; protein binding
Source: RefSeq, a predicted model, not a curated record